Messenger RNA from Dictyostelium purpureum, 1548 nucleotides. RefSeq lists its product as uncharacterized. The record is from RefSeq and is a predicted model, not a curated record. NCBI's taxonomy places the organism in Eukaryota, Evosea, Eumycetozoa, Dictyosteliales, Dictyosteliaceae. Bases 1 to 1548 code for a protein of 515 amino acids. The transcript has a single exon. Gene Ontology annotation, molecular function: oxidoreductase activity.
AUGGACCCAAUUGAGAAUAAUAAAAUGAAAAUUGCAAUUAUUGGUGGUGGUAUUUCUGGUAUGUCAUGUGCUUAUUUACUUUCCAUGGGCGGUCACGAGGUCACAGUUUACGAAAAGGGUAAUUAUUUAGGUGGACAUACAAAUACAGUUGAUGUUAAAUUCCAAGAAGAAACAGUUAAAAUCGAUACUGGGUUCUUGGUGUACACACCACAAAAAUAUCCAAAUUUAAUGACCCUCUUCAAAAAGUUGGGUAUUCAAAAUGGUGUUUCAGAUAUGUCAUUUGGUUAUUCAUUAAAUGCAAGACCUUCAAUCGAAAAGAAACAAGAAAUGGAAGUAGUAAAGAGUGAAGUUGCAGAUGGUAAUAAAAAAACAUUUAGACGUGAAGUCGAAUGGUGUUCAGACAACCUUUCAACAAUUUUUGCACAAUGGCAAAAUAUUUUUAGACCAUCAUUUUGGAGAUUGUUAAUCGAUUUAUACCGUUUCUCAAAAGAGGGUCCAUUAAUUGUAACUCAAUUAGACAAGUAUGAAAAAAUGUCUGUUCGUCAAUACUGUGAGGUCAAUGGUUACUCAAGAGCAUUCAUCGACUACUAUCUCAUUCCAGUUGCCUCUGCUGUUUGGUCCACUAGCUUUAAAGAGAUUGAUUCAUUCCCAAUUGUUACCUUGGCUCGUUUCUUUUCGAAUCAUCACUUAUUUAAAAUAGUUAAUCGUCCACAAUGGAGCUCAGUUCAAGGUGGUAGCUAUCAAUACAUGGAUAGAAUUAGAGAAUUCCUCGAAGCUAAUGGUAGCAGAGUGCUUUUAGACAAUGGUGCCACAAAGAUUCAAAGACCAAAAGAUCAAGAACACGUAUUUGUAACCGAUAAAAACAAUGUAACAACAAAAUAUGACAAAAUAGUUUUUGCUUGUCAUGCUCCAGAUAUUUUCCCAAUGCUCCCAGAUAUGACCCACCCAGAAAGAAAGGUAUUAAGAAGCUUUAAUUUCACCCAUCACAAAGCUUAUCUCCAUAGUGAUCCAUCAUUAAUGCCAAAACGUAGAAACACAUGGUCAAGUUGGAACUACAUUUACGAUGAUUACUCAUUAACCGAUAAUAAAUUAUGUUGCACUUAUUGGUUAAAUCGUAUUCAACCUUGGGUCGAUGCUAAAAAGUAUCCACUUUACCUUACACUUAACCCAGUUUUCGAACCAAAAGCCGAACUUUUACACCGUGUCAUCGAAUAUGAUCAUCCAUUAAUCAACCCAGAAAGUGAUAAAGCUAGAACCCGUAUUCCACAAAUUCAAGGUAUUCGUAAUACUUUUUACUGUGGUGCCUAUAUUGGUUAUGGUUUCCACGAAGAUGGUAUAACAUCUGGUCUCUUAGCUGCUCAAUUAAUCGAUCCAAAAUUAAAUAAGCUUUGGAAGGUUGAUACCACCCGUUAUCUCGAUGAUAUUCCAGAACAAAAACAAUCUUCAACAAUUUCAAAUUUAUUAAAAAUUACUGCAGUUUCAAUGUCCCUAUAUUUUAUAUUUAAUCACUCGAAUUUUAUUUUUAAAUUAAAAUAUAAUUCCAACUAA